AUGGAGGUAGACGGCGGGUGUUCAUCAUCUAAGAGAAAGGAGAUUCACUCAAUUGAAACCAACAAACCCUACAGAGGAAUCAGGAUGAGGAAGUGGGGGAAGUGGGUUGCCGAGAUUCGAGAACCCAAUAAACGUUCUCGUAUCUGGCUUGGUUCUUACUCCUCCCCCGUCGCCGCCGCCCGUGCCUACGACACCGCCGUUUUUUACCUCCGUGGCCCAUCGGCACGUCUUAAUUUCCCUGAUUCAAUCGGAGACGACGGGGACUUACAUGACCUCUCCUCCGCUUCGAUUAGAAAGAAGGCGACUGAGGUCGGAGCUAAGGUGGACGCUCUCCAGAAUCAGCACGGAGGUACCCACCACCACCACCACUCUCCGUCGACCGGAGGACUUUCGGGUCGCGUCUGUUUAAACACGGAUUUGAACGAGUACCCGAGUCCAGAAUCUUCCGACGAGAAUUAA
Molecule: messenger RNA, 459 nt
Organism: Lactuca virosa
Lineage: Eukaryota; Viridiplantae; Streptophyta; Magnoliopsida; Asterales; Asteraceae
Source: the annotation of a GenBank genome assembly